UUGAAACGACGAGGAAGAAGGAAAAAAAAACAGCACCACAGCACGUCCGAUGGUCGCCUUUGUAUGCGUGUGAAGAGGCAUCAUCUCACCAACACCACCGUGUGCAGCACGGGCAGCCCGAGCUGCGUGACGCGCGACCACUGCUACGGAGCGAGCUCAUUGUAGAAUUUAAUACCGAAUUGAAUAGUUCUGUAUUGCUGGACACUGGGGUGACGCAAAAGUGAGAGCCACAAUCACGGAAGCAUCCGGGUACUAGGCCAGCCCUCAGUAUGUCUGUCCCUGUGAGCUGCUACUCUGUCGAUAGCAUGAACACCAUCGACCAGCAGCCCAUCGGAAUCGGCGGCCAUGGUCUACCGGCGUCCUCUUCCGCCUCCAUCGUGAUGAUGAUGGAGGAAGACGACGACGACCACCGGCCACUGAUGAGGAUGAGCCCACCGACGACCGUUCAUGCGCACGAUCAGACGAUGCAUCACGAUCAGCGGAUGUCGGCAGAGGAGGGCCGGCUUGGGACACCGGAUGCUGCUGAUGGAGUUCUGUUGGCGUCGCACGACUGUCGCCGCGGUGGCAACAACGCCACCAGCAGCGGUACCAUGCAAUCAUCGGGCCUGGGCGGCCAGGGCAGCAGCAGCAGCUACUACCACCCGCAUCACCACCACCACCACCAUCACCAACAACAACACCACCGCCUGAUGAUGAUGGAUACCGCCGCGGCCGGCACGGCUCGCGCCAAUCAUGACGAUGGCCAGGACUUAGCCAACGCUGCCGGGGCAGCGGCAGCGGCUAAGUGCCCCUCACCGCAUAAGCACACCACCAAUGCAUCAUCUACAUCAUCAUCAUCACUAUCACCACCACCACCAUCCCCACCUGCUUCGUCGCCGGCAACUGGCAACACUGGUGCAGCACCUCCACCGGGGCUGACAUUCGAACAGAUGACGGCCAAGCUGAGCGAGCUGCUAGCGCUGGAACCGAAGUACCAACCGAACCUCUACCUGCCGCAACAAUCAAUGAAUGGCGAAAUCACGAUCGGCACCCGCGAUGGAGCCGCCCAUGUGCUGCGCUGCCUGAAGGUUUGGUACGAGCUGCCGAACGAUGUCCUGUUUGCUGCCAUUAAUUUGGUCGACCGCUUCCUGACCAAGAUGAAGGUUCGUCCAAAGCACAUGGCGUGCAUUUCGGUCAGCUCCUUCCAUCUAGCGGUACAACAGCUCAGCAUGCCAGUCAUCGACACGGAGGAUCUGAUCGCUAUCUCGCAGUGUCGUUGCACUUCUCGCGACCUUGUCCGGAUGGCCGAUAUCGUCGCCAAUAAGCUUGGCGUUCAAAUGAACCUGGCCCCGGUUACAGCUUUGUCGUUCAUCCGGCUGUUCUACUACAUCUUCGAGAACGCCGCGAACGCUCUCGGGCUGUCGGAGAUUUUCAAAUCCGCCAUCUCGUUGGCAGAUCUCGAGAUGCGCCUUGAGAUUCUGGCAUGUGACGCCAGCUGCGCCAGCAUUCGUCCGUCCGAGCUCGCGCUCGUGAUGAUCUUCACUCAGAUGGAUGUGUACGUCAGCGCGAACAAGGACAAUGGUCUGGUACAUCAACAGAUCCAUGAUCUUGUUGAUUACGCCAUCCAGCUGCAGAAAUUCUGUCGGAUCCCGGAUAGCAGCUUCCUUUACAGUCACAGCAUUGUGGCGAAGAUUCUUUCCCUGUAUAAUGGGCAGCAUAAGAUCCCGUACAAGCAGCGGCUGGUAUGGAAGCUUUCAUCGCGUACUAUGCGUGUUCUGCGCCCUACUGACAAGUUGACUUCCUAUCUGCCCACGAUUGCCGAACACCAUCAUGCCCACGGACACAUGAGUAACAGCAACCUUAGAUUCAGAACCGGCAGUGUAAGCUCCGAAGAUGACGGAGAAGAUUGGCCAACAUCGCCGAUCGUAGCAGUAUGCGAACAGUUUGUUGACGAGUAAAAUCGAUCGACAGGUCGAUGGCGUGAUCAAGCGCUCUCUUUUCUCUUUGGUUCUUUGAAACUUUGAACCGACGAUAAGAAUAGACGGGAUACUAUGUGAAAUGAUGUCCAUCAGAACACACAAUCGAUGUCUACACAUCCAGAGCCCCAUUGUGUAAAGAAGUGGGGCACUUAAAUGCUGCUUCAAAUCGAAUAAUGGUAAAAGAGAAAAUGAAAAAGUGCACUCAAAUGAAAUGCACGUUAGCAACAAUCUGCACCCUACUGUUACUACGGAACACAUCAAUAUUUGACCAAUGCUGUCUAAUAUGAUUCAAAUUCGUUUUAAUCGCGCUUUGUUGAAACCCUCGGAAUCAUGCCUGUCUUUUCUAAUUAACCGUGGCCGGCCACCAGCCUUACAUUCAGAUCAAGACAACCUGGGUAGAUGAAUGAGACGCGCCAAUGCACUAAUUCAUAACAUUGCGAGACAAAUCGAAAGCAUACAAUCUUGUUUUGUCCUGAUCCGGUGUUAAUGGACAACAACGCGAAGCAAUGUAAGGGAAACGUGUACAUUUCCCAAUCUGAUGACGACGUACAGGCUACGCUAAGAUGGUAUCCUACCAUCCAUAUGUGAUAACACCAACAGCAGCAGCAAAAAAGUGAUAAUUUGUGCGUUAUGAAUGUUGACCAAGGCAUUGUGGCAAUACACAUAUGAACACUACCCAAAGAAGCUGAUUGCAACAGUAAUCAGCGCACAAGAAAGAGAUGUGGUUCUGGUGAGAUCAGCCGGCGAAUUGUGGUUAACAGGAAGGAGAAUCCAAAUAAUCAAGCAUGGAAGUGCAAAAAGGCAGCGAAUCGACGAAUUGACAUCGACGAGGGAACGAGCUAACGAUGAACGAGAAUCAUUUCGGUUGGUAAAGUUUAUUUUAUAUUGUUUUCCUCCCUUUUCGUUGUAAGCAGAAGCAUUAUUCUUUAACACUUAUUUCAUAACGGUGUAGACAAAAAUCAGUCAGCAAAAAAAAGCAUCUAAGAAAUACUAACUAUAAUGCGCUGGAUAAGAAACCAAUCGAGGGAAUCGUGUCAAGUUGCGUGAAGAAUGUUUACGAUAGAGACAGAGCGUGGAAAGAGAACGCGAUAGAAUUCUGUGGCGUGGAAAUUUUGUGGCAUUGACAUAACGCCAGUUUGGAGGCGGUUCCAGUGUGGGAAGCAUAAGGAUCAUCUUUAUUUGAAAUGAAACAAAAAAGUCAAAAAAUUAAACACAACAAAAAAAUCAAUAAAAUCUCUUAAAAGUCACGCUGAAAGUAUAUGCAAGUAUAAAAAGAAACAUAAAAGGAAAAUCAAAAAAAGUACAAAAUAUACAAAACGGUUUAAAAAAAACCUAGCGAAUAAGUUGUGUAGGGUUUAAAAUGGUAAACACAAGCACGUGACAUUUAACAGCCAACAAGCAACUAUAUUGAAGGUCAAACUUUUUCCAACAAUCUAGUUUAAUCGUCAGAUUGCAUUAUUUAGUUGGAAAAUGUAUUUCUACCGUAAGGAUACAUGCGUACGUUUAUUAAGGAAUUAUGGGAAACACGGAACGACGAGAAUUACGUGACGCGCGCAUUGAAACAAAUGGUCAACAUUGAAUCGUGUGAGAAUCCGCUUUGGGAUUGCAAAAGAUCGCGAUUAAUGUGAACAGAAAAAGAAUGUGCUUGCCAGCAAAUGGAUGAAUCAAUUAUGUAGAGAGAUACAUUUUUGUUUAUGUUUGGAUUUUUUGUGUUGUACGGAGUUGUUUGGAAUAACAUUGAUUUUCUGGUUACUUUUUUUAUUAACUGAAUUUCAAUUCAAGGAUUGCAUAUUUUCAUUGAAGCAACCGAAAGAAACAUGAAUGGAACAUAAACAAAUCAGAAGGAAUGCUUUGAAUUCAAAACAAAUCAACCAGAAGUGUAACGAGUACUGCAGAACUCGUAUUAACGUAAAGCCAGUACUGAAUGUGUUAUUAGCGUGUAGGAUAAAGCACGAAGAAAUUUAAUGAGCGAAAAUAGCAAUAGCGCAUAUGUCUGGCAUAGUGCGACAGAGGGCAAGAUUGAGAGAUAACAAAUCAUCCCUACUAAUGUGUCUCCUUUUUAGAAGGACAAAGCUCAAUCAAGCACAAAGCUAUGGCGUGUUUGCUUAUGGUUGUCUUUCUCUAAAUAUUUCUCUGCCAAGAACUAAACAUUUGUUCGUUAUGAUUGCAGUAAGAAAUGAAAAUCUUUUCCCUAUGAAUUAAUAGCAACGCAACUUGCAAAGCCUCCACGGUUACAGAUGAGCAAAACUGCUGCAAACAACAUAACUACGACUUAUCAAACCUUAGCAAAUUGCCAAGUAACCUUAUAUAAAUAUCGAGAUAGACAAUUAAUUCAUUUCCAAUACGCGUGGAAACUGAAUUCAAUCGGAAACCUAAACCAUACGAAACCAAUAGGCGGCCACAUUCGUUCACUAUUCUAUUUGCUAUUGUAUGCUUGUAGUGAGAAUAAGGACGAGAAAUUUAAACGAAAAAAAUCUUACUCCAAUCUUGGAGAGCAACGCCAAACUUUCCAAAAAAAAACCUAAAUCAUGAAACAGUAAGGAUUGUGUAGAAUUAAGCUGAGCUUUUCCUGUGUUUUGGUCUGAUAAUGCGUC
This is a messenger RNA of Anopheles nili, 4552 nucleotides long. It is a transcript of the gene CycG, whose product is annotated as cyclin G. Gene Ontology annotation, biological process: mitotic cell cycle phase transition; regulation of cyclin-dependent protein serine/threonine kinase activity. Gene Ontology annotation, molecular function: cyclin-dependent protein serine/threonine kinase regulator activity. Gene Ontology annotation, cellular component: nucleus; cytoplasm; cyclin-dependent protein kinase holoenzyme complex. Lineage: Eukaryota; Metazoa; Arthropoda; Insecta; Diptera; Culicidae. The record is from RefSeq and is a predicted model, not a curated record. The coding region runs from base 270 to 1937 and encodes 555 amino acids. The transcript has 6 exons.